This is a messenger RNA of Babesia ovata, 348 nucleotides long. Its product is annotated as NAC domain containing protein, putative. Bases 1 to 348 code for a protein of 115 amino acids. Lineage: Eukaryota; Apicomplexa; Aconoidasida; Piroplasmida; Babesiidae. The transcript has a single exon. The record is from RefSeq and is a predicted model, not a curated record.
AUGCUGAUCACACGCUUGGUUGCAUAUUUGGUUGGCAAUUUGGUUGCCUGUUUGGCUGGCCUCAUGAGGACACUGUUGGUUGGCACACUGCAUGGUGUUGCACCUCCACGACGAUCCUCCGACUCCCCGGCCGUACCAGCAGUCGCGCCAUCCGCCGUGCCGGGCGUUGUAGAGGCACCGGCGGUAGAGGAAAUAGAGCUGGUGGUGGAGGCGUCUGAGGACGUCGAAGAGCAGGCACAGCAGCGCCUCCACGUCAGAGGGAUACAGCAGGCCUGCCAGGUUGGUGUUGAAGUCGACGGCGUAGAUGCCACCUGCGUGGCCGUAGCCGAGCAAUGUGGUGAGCACUGA